Polyodon spathula (Mississippi paddlefish) is the source of this 2811-nucleotide messenger RNA. Its product is annotated as keratinocyte differentiation factor 1-like. NCBI's taxonomy places the organism in Eukaryota, Metazoa, Chordata, Actinopteri, Acipenseriformes, Polyodontidae. Gene Ontology annotation, biological process: keratinocyte development; regulation of epidermal cell division. The transcript is spliced from 4 exons. Gene Ontology annotation, cellular component: cell junction. The record is from RefSeq and is a predicted model, not a curated record. Bases 657 to 1904 code for a protein of 415 amino acids.
GUUAUUCUGCUUUGGGAAUGAUCGCUAAGCACGGAUCACGCAGUCGAGUUUAGUUGUGAACUAGCAUGUUGCAAUGCUAGAAUAACACUACGGACGAUGUCUUAUUUCCUUCAUUCACAAAAGCAAUCACUUUGACCGUGAGUUCAUUUUUAAAACGUGUUAUGUACGAGAUUGAAAGCAUUAAAGACGGCAACCAUGCACUCAUUUUGCAAACGGCUGUAUAAUGCAUGGACUUGAAGGGGUAUAGUGUGGAGAUAAGGUGCAUUAUUUGGUCGCCUAGCUGUUUGCAUGACGUCGCCGCUCACCUGUGAGUGGGUGUAGGGUUUUUACCUGUAGCCGCAGGUAACACACAGAUGGAACGGGAACGCGGCAGCUCAAUUAGCCGUAUUUAAUUCGCUCAGGACUGAAUUUAAACUAAUGGUGUGAGAGUCUAAAUCUCUCGAAAACUACACCGUUCAGGUGCUCGGCGCUUCUCCCGACGAGGAAAACCGACACACAAUCUCCGGCCAAAACAACACUGCGAACGGGAGGACAAGGUUGACUUCCGGAAUUACAAAAAGAAAGGAAAAAAAAAAAAAAAAAAAAAGACAGACAGAACAGAAAGUGAGAAUUGGGAGGACCGUCUCCUACCUAUGCGGUCUCUGACAUUUUGAGCUAUGCCUGGGAACAGUGCAGGGACGCCUCAAAAACCGACCAGCAGAGCCCAGAGGAACACCCCAGUGAGAGAUGUGCAACCGAAGAGAUUGGGCGUCUCCAGUGACAGUAAUUUAAGCCUUGAGGUCCUCGGGGAUUUGACCCCAGAACUGCCCAAGUUGUCCAAGGCACGUAAAUUGAGAAAAGCACAGCAUCGGGAUGCCAACGGGAAAGAAAUGGAGAUUAUCGGUUUCAUCCCUGGCACUGCAGAUAGUCCACCAAGGGCCACCACCUGUGGGUCGUGUGCUGCUGAAACUUGGGAACGAUGCAAAGACCUGAUCUGCUGCAUGGUCACCUGCGGGCAAUACAAGGCAGACUCUAGCUUUUACAUCCCCUGCGUGUCCCGCUCGGAGUCCUGCACGGACGACGUGAAGACCCCCGAGCCCAAACGACAGAACGGCAUCUCGGUCUCGAAUCCCACCUGCGGGGUCCCCAUGGAGGCGAAUCCAAAGAAACCCCUUAACCACAGCUUCAACUACGCCGACGUCAAGUUUAAAGGGGUCCCGGUCUACGUCGAUGGCUCAGUCAGCCAGAAACAGAGCGUCCCGUCCUCGCGACCUUCGCUGAGAUCAAGGAGAAGCAGUGCGGAGAAGCUGCCAGGGGGCGACCCCAGCAACCGGGGCUCGGACGAAUACUACUCCAUCGAAUACUCUGAGGAGGAUCCAGACGAACUCAACAGGUCCGGCGCCGACAUAGACUCUCUCAUCACCCAGAAGCUGCUGGAGCUUUACAGCUUGCACCAGAUUGACCAGCUGGCCAAGUGCACCUCGGACUCGGCCUUCUUCAAGAGGACCAGCGAGAUCACAGAGCUCAUCAACGACAUCACCAGCAUCUACAACCUGGAUGAGGAGGACGCGGAGUGUCGGCUGGUCCACGGGGUCAUUCGCAUCAGCACCAGGAAGCCCAAGAGACCGGACCCUCACAAAUCCGAUUCCGAGAGCAAAAGCGAAGAGCGCAGGAGACGGGACGGCAACCACCUGCCGGACAGCGGAAACGAUACAAUGAUAGAGUCCUCCUUGAUCAGCCAGGACAAUCUUGAGGUUAAAAUUUCAGAGGAGACAAGUUCGGACAAAAUUGCGCGGAACAUGAGGUUCCAGAGCACACAAGUUUCAGGGUCUCCAACAGCGAACUACAGCUCUCUCCCAGAAACUGAAACCAACUCAUCAGGGGCUCCAUUGCUCAAAACCCUCCUGAGGACAUCGGUGUCCUGAAGGCUGUCCUGUACCCGGACUGCAGUCCAGCAGUUAUAAGAGAGAGCCUGUCUGCCAGACUCUGCAGACUGAGAGCCUGCAGCAUCUCUCUUACUGUGAACCCACUCUGUCUCCGCAUUGUUGUCUCAACACCAGAAUGCGUGGGGGCGUAUUUCUCCCCCCAUAUCUUAUUGGAGAUGUACUACUGCUUUUUAAAGCUUGCUGUUUUGUUAAACAAGUGAAUUGCCUGUUGAUGGGUAACAGCAAAUUGCCACUGACAGAACUGCAGAUUAUAAAAUAGAUUUGUAUGUGACAGGAUCUCGUCUGGAAUGAUCUCUUCAAGCACCGAGCGAUGUGUAUGGCACUCCUGUCCAGGGACAUCUGAGAACAGGCCUGUGAGCAUUUCAUGGAUUUUUGGAUCUGCGAUGUCUUGUUUCUCUGCCUUCAGUUUUUUUGGAAGUGUUUUGAACAUAUCAUCUUAGUAGAAGGGUGAAAAAUGUACUUUGGGGAAUAUUUUUGUAGCUUUGUUUCUCUAAAAAAAAAAAAUAGCUUAAAACAGCAGGAUUCUGAAAUGUAAUAAAUUAUAUAGUGCAAUAUGUGUUUAUAGUCGUAUUGUGUAGAAAGGUAGAUUUGUUCCAAUUGUUCAUCUGCAAAAUAGGAGUUGUAAAUGUGGCAGUACAGUACAAAGUUUAGCGUUGUGUGUUUUUCUUACCAGUUUGUAGCUGUGCGUGAUCACUGGGUAUGUUCCUUGCUGUCUGCGGGACAGUGAUCUACCUGUAGCAUGCUGCCUUUCUGUGCCUAGCUGUAUAAAAUAGCUGUAUAUAAAUAAGAGGACGUUUGUAUAUAUUUUGGAGAAGACAUUUGAGUUAAGGAUAGUUUUUGUAUUGUCAAGAAAGGGUAAACAAUAAAAAUUUUGAAAUGCAUGUGG